Phragmites australis (common reed) is the source of this 2426-nucleotide messenger RNA. RefSeq names its product calmodulin-binding protein 60 A-like. Gene Ontology annotation, biological process: regulation of salicylic acid biosynthetic process. The record is from RefSeq and is a predicted model, not a curated record. Gene Ontology annotation, cellular component: nucleus. Gene Ontology annotation, molecular function: DNA-binding transcription factor activity; sequence-specific DNA binding; calmodulin binding. Bases 270 to 2129 code for a protein of 619 amino acids. NCBI's taxonomy places the organism in Eukaryota, Viridiplantae, Streptophyta, Magnoliopsida, Poales, Poaceae. The transcript is spliced from 10 exons.
UGGGACCCACAACUGACAGCAGUAGUAGUGCCAUCGGAAAAGCUACUACCGGCACCGGAAGAGAAGUACGGGAAGUUUCCCCUGCUCUCUUCCGCGCUCCAUAUAUAGCCGGCCUCUCCGACCGGCACCGGAAGAGAAGUACGGGAAGUUUCCCCUGCGCUCUUCCGCGCACCAUAUAUAGCUAGCCUCUCCGACCGCCAGAAGCCCGGAAGCAUCAAAGCAACGCACACACACAAGCGCAAGCGAGUGCGGACGUAUCGAGGUGGCGGAUGCCGGCGAAGCGGCGGCGGGAGGGCGGAGGAGGAGGCGGCGACGGAGGAGUAGGAGGUGGUGAUGGUGGAGGAAGGUAUAAGAUGCCGGCGGCGGCGCCGGCAUCUCCUGUGCCGGCGCUGAAGAGGCGGUGCCGGUCGUUUGACCUUGAGAUUAGGGGCUGCAGGCACCUCCAGGAGCUCACCACAAGGGUGGAAGCGAUCGAGACUGCUGUUAGCCGGAUUCCAGAAGAGCUGAGAAAAGUACUUACAAGCUACUUCAAUCAUAUCCCUGUACCAAGAAUUGAACAGAACCUGCCUCCAAUCUACAAACUCAGCUUUGUGAAUAGCUUGAGUGAUGAAAUCUAUACAAAGAGGAAGGUCCGGGCAGCUGGCGGGGAUCUUAUCAAGAUAAGAGUCUCUGUGAGCAAUCAGCAGGGCAGCGAUUCUCCUCACCUUCUUUCUGCCAAAGUCAAGAUUGUAGUUCUCGAUGGCGACUUCAACGCAGAUAAUCACGAUGGUUGGACACCGGAGGAGUUCAGCAACCAUAUUGUACGCCCACGUGACAAAGUCGGGGUGGUGCUUACAGGAGAUACGGAAUUGAAUUUGAGAAACGGUGAGGCGUAUCUUGAAAACGCUACUUUCGUUGAUAACUCAAGGUUCACAAGGAGUGGAAAGUUUAGGCUUGCGGUAAGCCUUAUUGAUGAUCUUGGUGUACGAGUCCAAGAAGGUAUAACUGAACCUUUCAUUGUGAAGGACCGCCGUGGGGAAGGAUCCAAAAAACGUGACAUUCCAAGGUUAGAUGAUGAAGUGUUUCGCUUGAAGAAGAUUUCAAUGAAUGGUGUCUACCACAAGGCACUGAAACAGAGUGGCAUUCCCACAGUGAAGCACUUCUUGAGGCUAUAUCAUAAAGAUGCAAAUGCUCUACGCAAUGUUCUAAGCAACGCCUCACAGUUAGUCUGGACAACUAUUGUUGAUCAUGCUAAGAUGUGUGAUCCUGGGAGAUCCCUUUACUCUCACUUUAUAAAAGACAAGGAUAUUAGGUUGUACUUCAGUUCUACUGGUCAGAUUGUUGGAGCAACAAAAGCUGACCAGUAUAAUGCUUUCGGUGAUCUUGAUACGCCUCAGAAGGCUCUAUUGGAAGAAUGGAGUAAGGAUGCAUAUGAAUCUAUGACCUACCAUCAACCUGAUUAUGAAAUGUAUAAUAGCCAACCAAGGCCAAUUAACCAAAGUAUUCUCCAGGGAUUGAUCAUGGCAGGGCCUAAAUCUACUGAACCUACUGUUUUUCCAGAUAAAAUUACUCAUGAAGCUGAUAAGCAAGACAUUUUGAAGGACAAUGAACUUUCUGGUUGUCACUCCCAGCAAUGCACGAUCAGAAGGCUUGGAUCUGUGCGAGUGAGACCUUUACCUUCUGCGCAUGAAAACAAUGAUGUGAUUGAUGCGACUUUUGACAUUGAUAUCCAGCUGUGUUCUGAUUUUGAAAUCCAGUAUGAAGCUCCGGAUGCAAAUUGCAUUACAGGUUCAGUGACGGUCCCAUGCCCGACUAUUGCAGCAAAUGAAACUAUAGGAUCAGUGGAACUGGAUCGAGUAGCCUUGACAAUGGAUCAGGGAAGUUAUCAUGUGCCUUUCACAAAUGAUGAUUCUUCACUUUUUCAAUGUUUCCCAGAGCAACAAGUGGCUUCCCAGUGUGCAUCUCCUCUCUUUCUAAGCAUUCAAGCUGAUCGUCCUGUUUUAUCGACACAAAACAGCUUCGUAGACAGCCAAAUCUACGAGAUUUUAAAGAACUCGGAGCAGAAUGAGCUGUUGCAAGACUACCUCGGUGACGACUUUCCUCAGUUAUCUGCGCUCAAUGUUAGCAAGUCCAGAAAGCCAAUAAUAUAGGCGAAGUGCGGGAGACGAUGCACCCUCUAGAGAAACACGACGGUGAAUGUAUAGACGGUAAAUAUUGAGCGUUUAAGUAUGAGAGGCAAAUAACGAGAGGUUGAAUGUAUAGGAGGCAAAUAUUAGACAUUUAGGUAUGUGAGGCAAAUAACGGAAAAUUGAAUAUAUUUUUGGAAGGAGAAAUGGGUUCAACUUUGAUCAACUUAGGUGGAUAGUGAAGAUCGAUUGGAUCUGACAUAACUUGUACAUUUUGUAGAAGUACACAAGCUUUCUAAAAAACUGCAAGAGUUUAGCAGA